AGAACACUCAAACUCCAACAAACAAACAAUGGAACAAUCACAGAAAUCCCAGAAUGCCCUCUUUCAAGUCUAUCUACGACUGCGACCACCUCCACCUGGCCAAGCUGUUUCGGAGCGAUUUCUAACAGUCGAAGAACCAGGGGACGAUGCGCCGCCAACCCAUAUCACGUUGAACCCGCCAAAUGACAAUAGACGACGCGCCGUGGAGAAAUUUGCGUUCACAGAGGUGUUUGAAGAGGAUUCGAAUCAACUUGAUCUCUUCCAUGGGACAGGUGUAUUGCCGCUCGUUGAAGGCGUUCUUGGACCACAAGGUGGAGAGGGCAGAGAUGGAUUACUUGCGACUCUGGGUGUUACUGGUAGUGGAAAGAGCCAUACAAUCCUAGGAUCUCGAACACAGCGCGGCUUGACGCAAUUGGCCCUCGAUGUCCUGUUCCGCUCCAUCUCGAACAAUAUCCUCGACCCUGCUACCACAACUUCACUCCACGCAACAGUCGCAGCAUCAGACCCAUCAGAAGCACAAGUAAUGUCCUCGCAGAUGUUCCUCGAUACCAUGUAUGGCGAUCCUACAGCGGCAUCUCGAGCCAGCUCACGAGCACCUACUCCCAUGGUAGGCGAAUCUUAUGCACCACCUCCUACUCCGAGAAGACAUCUUCAGCGACCUUCGGCUUUGCCGAUUGUGCCGGAUAUCAGUAAUGUUACUGUAGAUGCGGAUUCAAAUGCCGAGUACGCGAUCUUGAUCUCGAUGUAUGAGGUAUAUAAUGAUCGGAUCUUUGAUCUUCUCACGCCUGCUAUCCCGAACAAAUCUACGAAAGACUUUCGUCGACGACCACUUCUUUUCAAAUCCACGGAGCAAUCUCCAGACCGGAAAGUAGUUGCUGGAUUGAGGAAGAUUAUCUGUGGUACGAUGAAGGAAGCCCUAAUGGUUCUCGAAGCCGGACUCCAUGAACGUCGUGUCGCCGGGACAGGUUCAAACAGCGUCUCAAGUCGAAGCCACGGAUUCUUUUGCGUUGAAGUCAAGAAGCGAAGAAGAAGCAGAAUGCCUACUCAAUGGGGAGGUUCUGCUUUGACCAUUGUCGACUUAGCUGGUAGUGAGAGAGCUCGUGAUGCCAAGACACAAGGUGCAACUCUGGCUGAGGCUGGUAAGAUUAAUGAGAGCUUGAUGUAUCUUGGUCAGUGCUUGCAGAUGCAGUCAGAUCUUGGUAACUCUACGAAGCCCAAUCUGGUUCCAUUUCGCCAAUGCAAACUCACGGAGCUACUUUUCUCCAACUCUUUCCCCUCGACUUCUCAUCAGUCGGUCCCUUCAACGCCAUCUCAUCACCACUCUUCUCAACAACCUCGCAACCCUCAAAAGGCAGUCAUGAUUGUUACUGCUGAUCCUCUUGGGGAUUUCAACGCCACUUCUCAGAUCCUCCGUUACUCGGCUCUCGCCCGCGAAAUCACUGUUCCACGUAUCCCAUCUGUGACAUCCACAAUCCUCGCCCAAUCCACCGCAUCUCACUACUUCAGUCCCCGUGCCGGCCGUAUGUCACCUACUGACACAGAACGUGAAACGAUGGAAAUCGCCGCACUUGAAAUUGCUCGCAUGUCAGAAGAAAUCGACGGUCUCCGCGCUGAACUCCUCGCAGAACAGCAACAGAGACUAGAAGUGGAAGCACAUCUCGAAUCCAUGACCGACCGCAUCAUGGAAGUCGAAGCCGAAGUCCGCGAAGAAUGUUUCUCGGAAAUGGAAGAGACGAUGGAGGCUGAGAUGCGGAGAUGGAAGGCGAGCUGGGCGCAAGAACAGGAUAAGAGUGAAGAGCAUAUAGAUCGGAAGUUGGAGAUUUAUACCCGGAGUAUUGAUGCGUGUGAAGAGGAUAAGGAGAAUACGCCCGUGAGAGACAUUAGUUUGGAGAGCGAGAAUGAGAGGUUGAGGAGAGAGGUGGAGAUUCUGAGACGGGAGGUUCAGGGACGGAGUCCGAGCAAGGGACAAAGGGCGCCGCUCAGAGAUAUGCAUGUGGGCGAUCUGGGGAGCCAGAUGGAGAAGAUGAGAGUUAGUGGGGGUAGUCAGAGGGUUGCUAGUGGCGGCAGUCCCGUGAAAAAGGUCAGGAAGUUGACUGCUAAGAAGUGGGAUAUGAUGGGUGAGGAUGAUGAUUUGUUGUGAUUGUUGAGACUGUCUAUUGGAGUAUGGCGAGAGACUGUGUGAGCUUAGGCGUUGUGGAGUAGGGUAGCAAUAUCAUCGUGGUGUUUAUUCUUGAUAUCAUUUUGUGUUCCUCUGUUUAAUGUAUGUCCUUAAGUUGAGUGUCAACUACUCCAUCUUUUACG
This is a messenger RNA of Mollisia scopiformis, 2301 nucleotides long. RefSeq names its product P-loop containing nucleoside triphosphate hydrolase protein. NCBI's taxonomy places the organism in Eukaryota, Fungi, Ascomycota, Leotiomycetes, Helotiales, Mollisiaceae. Bases 29 to 2140 code for a protein of 703 amino acids. The transcript has 4 exons. The record is from RefSeq and is a predicted model, not a curated record. Gene Ontology annotation, biological process: microtubule-based movement. Gene Ontology annotation, molecular function: ATP hydrolysis activity; microtubule motor activity; ATP binding. Gene Ontology annotation, cellular component: kinesin complex; nucleus; microtubule.